Messenger RNA from Ectocarpus sp. CCAP 1310/34, 1218 nucleotides. NCBI's taxonomy places the organism in Eukaryota, Phaeophyceae, Ectocarpales, Ectocarpaceae. The record is from the annotation of a GenBank genome assembly.
AUGUCGCAGGAGAGCUCAGACUCCCUCUCGUUGACUCCCGGGAAGGCGCUCGGAAAGCGGAAGUCUACUCCCAGCAGUCGCUACGGAGAAGGCUCACCUCAUCUCGACUCCGAGGGGUGGGCAGGUGGCAGGGCUGCUUCGGCUGGCGGCAGUGGUCGCAUGUCCAACCCUAUAGCCUUGGAUAUGUCGGGCAGUGGCUUGGACGUAUCAGGAAGCAGCAGCGUGCUUCUGGAGGGGGUGGUCGCGGGAGCGCACGAGGGAGAAGAUGAGGUAGGCGAAGGUGAUGAGGAGGAGGCAGGUGAAGAGAGCUCCGACUCGGGCGACAGCACCCGGGGCAAGGCCAAGAGCGGCAAAGAGCGGGCCACUGAUCAGGGUGUAAAUCCCUUCACGAUCCAACGAGCCAUGGCGAGGCCAGGGGAAUGGGAAUGCUGCUUUCUAGCCGUCGGGAAACACACUCCGUGGGGGGAGCGUAGUGACGCACUGCGGCCUGGAAAGUGGCUUCGGGUGGUGGACACGUUCAUAGAGGCCCAGACGCUGACCACAUUCAGGAAUGGGGUGCGGCAAGACCUGCACCUGGACUACCAGCGCAAUCGUGAGGAGGNCCCCCCCUUCUCCCACCCGCUCCCAUUGGUGCACGCCCCGAAACUCCAGGAUCCCGUGGACAAGGCAAAGCUGGCGGACACUAUCGAGAGAGGAUGGAACCGCAGGAGAAACGCUAUCGAAAAGGAAGAGAGGGGUGCCGCGAAGCUGACCGGAGAAGGGACAAUGACUCAGGAGGAGGAGAGCGAGCUGUACGCGAGGGACUCGGAGGUGCGCGGAUGGACAGGNAUCAAGCUACAACAAGCUGCAAAGGAGCAGGCGAUGGCGGGGGACGUCGCCGCGAAGGAGCAAGUAGCGGCCGCCAAGGCCGAACGUGACCGCGCUGCCUACGGCGGAGCGGAACAGAUGAUAUGCGAGANAUUGUGGUACAAUGGUUGGAAGCGAAAGCACGCGUUGAAGUAUCAAGCGAUCGACACCCCCGAUGGGAUAAUUCGCAUGCUUUGGGGUCCCAUACUCGGGCGUUGCCACGAUGUCGCCAUGGUAGCGGAAAGUGGUCUGCUGCAAGAUCUGCAGCAGUGGUUCAACGACACAGCAGGCACCCCUUACUACGUAUUCGACGACCCUGCGUACAGCCUUUCGCCCUGGUUGCUGGCGCCGUACAAGGGGAGUCUCGGUUGA